Messenger RNA from Syzygium oleosum, 1549 nucleotides. RefSeq names its product F-box protein At2g27310-like. Lineage: Eukaryota; Viridiplantae; Streptophyta; Magnoliopsida; Myrtales; Myrtaceae. Gene Ontology annotation, molecular function: protein binding. The transcript has 2 exons. The record is from RefSeq and is a predicted model, not a curated record. Bases 277 to 1410 code for a protein of 377 amino acids.
ACUUGGCAUCGCACCACCCAGAGAAGAAGAAGAAGAAGAAGAAGAGAGUGACUCACGAACCGAUCAACAUAUCCUCGCCCCGAAAUUCCCUGUCACGCCAUCCUCUCCUUCUUCUUGGGCAAUUGCAUCGGAAAUCUGUGGGAGAUUCUUCGCCUUCGAGGCCUGCUUGUAGCCGGGCGGUCUUCCGGUUGCCGUCGUUCCUCGCGGGCGCGCGCCAUGAACCAGGGAAGAGGAGCUUCUUCUACUUCUUCUUCGUCGUGAGACAAUAGAACUGUUAUGGCGAUUUCAACUGCACAAGCGGAGAGUAUGACGUCUUUGAGCAGUGAUCUUUUCUAUGACAUACUGAGGCGCCUCGAUGGUCCAACCUUAGCUAGUGCUGCAUGUGCUUGUGCUGCAUUUUGUUCUAUCUCAAGAGAAGAGAGAUUAUGGGAAAAUGUAUGCUCAUCCAUGUGGCCAUCAACCAAUAAGGAGGAUGUCAAAAGCUUGAUAUCAUCUAUUGGAGGGUUCAAGAAAUUCUAUGCGGAUUGUUUCCCCCUCAUUGUAAAUAAAGAAGUCACUGAGUAUCAGCGGAAUGAAUAUCUCGGGGACCCUGAAGAAUGGACCGAGGCUGAAUAUUAUGGGGAUAUGGAUGAAUCUGAGAGUAUAUCACCCUCGGAUUUUGUCUCUCUAGUGGAUAUCAGGUAUAAAGACCGACCGGUAUGCUCGAAAGUGCUGUGGGGAAUUCCUAAUGCGAAUGGUUUCGAUGGGUGGUUCUACAAUUGUCCAUUCCGGGUCGAUCUUCUCACCUAUCCAUCAUCUAGAGACAAUGAUUGUGAUGAUGAAGUUACUCUUUCGGUUUUGGAUGGUCUACCCCCGGUUACAUCCAUGGAGAGAGAGAGGAAAGAUGGAAAGCUAUGGCGAGAACUUCGUGAUGGACUCCGGCUCAGUUGGAUCAUCGUCAACAGAAAAGCUAAGCAAGCUGCUAAUCUUGCGAGUUGGAGCCCACUUGGCGGGCAAAGGCACUGGCCCACAGACAAAGAUUUCGUGAUUCGCUUUGGAUCAGUCCUUUCCGCAAAGGAUAUUCUUCCCUGUCAGGUGGUCGAGUGCGUCCUGAUUAUGAAGUUCAGGAUGACUCGUAUGGAAGGAGAAGGCGUCCACACAACACUCAAGUUGACCGAGCUGAGCAUGCAGCUGGAGGACAUGGAAAGCGCUCACGUCAAUGGAAGAAACAGUUUGCUUAUUCUGAAGGCAGCACUGAGCUGUCGCCGAAGCAAAAAUUACAGCGAAGUUCUCGAGUCGUGUCGCCUGUACUCGAAAGUGCAGAGCGAGUUGAAAGAGGAGAAGAUGAGAAAUGAGAACAGGUUAGAUAGGCUUUGUAUCUUGAGCGGCAUCACCGCAUUCGCUACACUCUGGUACUACUACAUCUUGUGAAUGAACAAGUCUUUUCGUUCUUUUUAGCGGGAUGUCUCGAGUCUCUUAACGGACAUUCAAAAUUUUGUACUCUUUGAUCCUCUAACAACUCCCUAUAUCGUAUUCUUACUAAUGCGAAUGGACCCAAGUUUUGUACUCA